AUGAAAUCAGAAAGUGGAAUCUCCAAGAAGUUUGUAGCUGAAAUAAAUUCCCCUGAAGAAAACAGCUGCACUUGCAAAUUUUUACGACCAAGUCUUAAAAUAAAAAACAGCUAUGUAUCUCCAGUUAACGAUCUUAUUGGGCUUGUUAAAAGAGGUGAAAUUAUAAAGACACGAACCAUCAAGGAAAUUCUAAGAAGAGUUCAACAUAUAGUUCAACAUAUAGUUCAACAUAUAGUUCAACAUAUAGUUCAACAUAUAGUUCAACAUAUAGUUCAACAUAUAGUUCAACAUAUAGUUCAACAUAUAGUUCAACAUAUAGUUCAACAUAUAGUUCAACAUAUAGUUCAACAUAUAGUUCAACAUAUAGUUCAACAUAUAGUUCAACAUAUAGUUCAACAUAUAGUUCAACAUAUAGUUCAACAUAUAGUUCAACAUAUAGUUCAACAUAUAGUUCAACAUAUAGUUCAACAUAUAGUUCAACAUAUAGUUCAACAUAUAGUUCAACAUAUAGUUCAACAUAUAGUUCAACAUAUAGUUCAACAUAUAGUUCAACAUAUAGUUCAACAUAUAGUUCAACAUAUAGUUCAACAUAUAGUUCAACAUAUAGUUCAACAUAUAGUUCAACAUAUAGUUCAACAUAUAGUUCAACAUAUAGUUCAACAUAUAGUUCAACAUAUAGUUCAACAUAUAGUUCAACAUAUAGUUCAACAUAUAGUUCAACAUAUAGCUCAACAUGUAGUUCAACAUAUAGUUCAACAUAUAGUUCAACAUAUAGUUCAACAUAUAGUUCAACAUAUAGUGCAAGAAAUAGUCCAAGAAUUAGUUCAAGAAAAAGAAAUAGUCUAUGAAAUAGUCUAA
Psylliodes chrysocephalus is the source of this 858-nucleotide messenger RNA. The record is from the annotation of a GenBank genome assembly. NCBI's taxonomy places the organism in Eukaryota, Metazoa, Arthropoda, Insecta, Coleoptera, Chrysomelidae.